Molecule: messenger RNA, 1098 nt
Organism: Aureobasidium pullulans EXF-150
Lineage: Eukaryota; Fungi; Ascomycota; Dothideomycetes; Dothideales; Saccotheciaceae
Exons: 1
Coding region: 299-991 (230 amino acids)
Source: RefSeq, a predicted model, not a curated record
AGCAUCUCCAAGACUGCCGAAUCCGCAAGUGGCGUACAACAAGGCAGCUCCCUUGAUAGGAUAUCUCGCGGUGACCGUCUUGGGCUUGAUCUUGCUCUCAAGCCAGCCCAUCUUCUCUGUAGGAACACCCUCCUGGAGGACGAUCGCAUUGUGAUCGGUUGAUGGCUUGUUCACCAUUGUGGCCGAUGUCGAUGUACUGUCGGUAGUGAUUGGAGUCUCCGUCUGGGGAAUGUUGGAGAAGAUGGGGUUGAGAUGGAGGCGAUGAUGGUUCUAUUUGAAGGACAGGCCAACGUCUUCGAUGGCAGGAGGUAUAUCACCAACUCCUAUAUUGACCCCGAUCAUCCUCCACGCAUCCCCGCUUUUCUGCACUUGUCACGUUGUGAGUGUCUGCAAACCAUGCAUCCGGUAUAUGUGCCGUCGGGUCGGAUGGCCCAAGCGUCGAUCGUUUCCUCUGUCAUCGGUUCCGGCGGUUAGAGCCUCAUCUCCGAGAAGCAACAGUGGACAGCGUCUAUUUUCACGAGAACAGGUGUUGCCAGUGUCGAGCCUCUCAUCUUGUCGAAUGAGUUUCGACAUGAAAAAUCACGAGAUCCCCGUACUUACUCCUGUUCUGAUGGCGGCGACCGGCGAGGAGUAUCUGCAGCUCUGCAUUUGCGUACUCAGUGUCUCUCGCCACGUCAGAGCAGCCACACAGCGAACCCUGUCGAAUGGACUAAUCUCAAAGUCGAUGACCCACCUGGAUAUACUCAAAUAUCAUGCGUACAAAGGACGACCUAGUAGUCACCGUGUCUCAAAACACGACGCGUCCGACACAAUGACGCGUUCGAUACCCAUCGCUCAAUAUCCAUGGGCGCAAAAUCACUGGGGCGACUGCUGCGAACAACUCAGCAUGUUUCGUGCUCAUUGGAGCAAGACUGGAGUAGUUGGUGGUGUCGUCGAGGAAGAAUACAAAAGUCGCUGCGCGUCAUCAUCCUUCAAAUUUUGCCAAGCAUGAUACCUAUUCAACUCGGAAGCCCUACCGUAUUCGGAUUAGAGCCGACGAGAGCUAUACGAUACCAUGCAAAGAAAGAAGACAAAGCCACUCAAGACAGAGAAGUUUUU